AUAGGGAGAGACGUCAGCUGAGAACACAUUUCUCCUCCAAGCCCAUCCCCUGGGUGGAGCCCACCUCCCUACAAGCAUCAGAUGAGUUUACUGCUUGUUAAAACGUUAUAGUUUAUUUCCUCUCUGCUACGGAGAUACACGUGCCAAAAACUAUUUGUUUGAAGAUUUUCUUUAUGAACUCUGGACAUUUUGGACAUAUUGGAGGCUUUGUAAGCAAUGGGUAUUGUAGCUGCCUUGAAAUCGCAGUUUAUCUGCCACCUUCUCAUAUGUUACAUCUUUGUGGUGACUGGACUCAUCAUCAACUUCCUUCAGUUCUGCACCCUGAUAAUAUGGCCGAUCAAUAAGCAACUCUACAGGCGAAUUAAUUGCAGAUUGGCGUACUGUAUUGCCAGCCAAUUGGUGUGGUUGCUGGAAUGGUGGUCAGGUACAGAAUGUACCCUCUAUACUGACCAAAGGAAUUAUAUUAAGUACGGUAAAGAGAAUGCCAUAGUUAUUCUCAAUCAUAACUAUGAGAUUGAUUUCCUUUGUGGAUGGGACUUCUGUGAAAGAUUUGGUGUUUUGGGGAGUUCGAAAGUACUAGCAAAAAAGGAGCUGGCUUAUGUUCCUCUGAUAGGCUGGAUGUGGUAUUUUCUGGAGAUAGUAUUUUGCAAGCGACAGUGGACAGAAGAUCGCAAAAACGUAGUCCAGAGCUUGCUUAACCUCCGGGAUUAUCCUGAAAUCUUUUGGUUUCUGAUUCACUGUGAAGGAACACGAUUUACAGAGAAAAAACACAAGAUCAGCAUGCAGGUAGCUGAAGCCAAAGGCUUACCUAAACUAAAGUAUCACCUACUUCCUCGAACAAAAGGCUUUGCACUGACAGUACAAUGUCUAAGGAAUGUAGUUCCAGCUGUGUAUGAUGCCACACUCAAUUUCAGAAAUGGUGAAAACCCGACAUUGCUAGGAACUUUACAUGGAAAAAAAUACCAUGCAGAUCUGUAUGUCCGACGAAUCCCAUUGGAAGAUAUUCCUGAGGAUGAAAGUGCAUGUGCUGCCUGGCUUCAUAAACUAUAUCAAGAAAAGGAUAUGCUACAGGCAGACUACUUCAAAAAUGGCUUUUAUCCAGGCACUCCAAUUGUACCACCGAAACGACCAUGGGUCCUUGUAAACUGGCUAUUCUGGGCUCUGUUGCUGCUGUUUCCUCUAUUUAAAUUAAUUGCUAACAUGAUCUGCAAUGGAUCUUCCUUGACCCUAAUUACUUUCUCACUUAUCAUUGUUGUAGUAUCUUCAAGCAAGUGGUCAUCACUCAUCUCGGCUUUCACAGUGGAUACCCAAGCUGUUUCACAGGACUUUUGUGUCUCCCUGUAUGUAGGUCAACUUAAGCCUCCAUUGGUAUGCGAUGGAUGAUCGGAAUGACAGAAAUAGAAAAGGGCUCCAGCUAUGGCAACAAUGAUAUGAACCGAAAAAAUUAAUUUCCACUGAGACUGCCAGUACCUCCAAACAAAGCAAUUUUUUUUUGAAAAUGAGUUGACAGAUACUGGGGUCAAGGGGAUAAUUGCACCUAAAUUGCGGUUUCUUUAGCGUGAAGAUCACUGUGUAGAGUGCCACCUUGAAUCCGCACUAAAGGGUAGUGUGGAUUGGUAUCCUUUUGUGAUGUAUGUGGUGUGUGAAACCAUUCGCACAGUAAUAAGAAAUGGUGAAAUUGGAUUUUGUCAGAAUUCUACACCAAUAGUGUCACUUGGAGAUCUGACAUAUUGAUGUUUUCAAUAUUAUGACAUUUCAAUCUAAAUGGAAAUGAAUUUUUUUUUUAAAAAGAGAACCUGGUGUAAUGGAAGAAUUCAGCUUUUUUUCUAAUAACAUAAAAUUGUGCUUCUAACUAA
Molecule: messenger RNA, 1856 nt
Organism: Chiloscyllium plagiosum (whitespotted bambooshark)
Lineage: Eukaryota; Metazoa; Chordata; Chondrichthyes; Orectolobiformes; Hemiscylliidae
Source: RefSeq, a predicted model, not a curated record